AUGCCAGCAUUUGAACUGAUGAUUAGAGUGGAUUACGUCCUUCGACUGGCACAUAAAAAUGUAGUUGUUAGUGAGUUAACUGGGCAAACUCGCCGAACAUUUCAAGCAAGAUUUGAAGGACUUAGUGAUGGAAAUGUUGUUGCAGACAUUCUUGCAGAACAGUCGACAGCUCAUGAGGAUGAUAGUGGGAGUAGUUCUGAAGAAGAACAAGUCGAUGAUACUAGUGAGGUUGACCUUACUACUACAGUGAAUUGGCAAGAAGCAAGCAGUAACCAUCGAUCGACGUUCAAUCAUAUGGCAUAUCAUCAGGCGUGUGAAGUCAACAUUGCUGUAAUUGAUAAUAUACAUUUGAUUGCAGCUUCCUUGCGGGAUUGGAAACCACAAUGCAUCGUAGCAACAGCAUCAACAACAGUAAAGGGUGAUGAAGUUGAACGUGUAGUUAAGACACAGAAUAGCUCAAGAAUUGUUAAAUUUACAAGACCAAAACUCUUCUCUGAAUACUCAGAUGCAAAAGGGGCCGUUGAUAUUAAUAAUCAGCAUGAAGGAGCACAUGAUGUAACACACUUUGAUUUCAGACGACAAUUAACACAUGAGAUUAUUAGUGAAAACUACCUUGUUGAAGAAGACUCACCACCAAUGACAAGAUCAAAAACCAGAUUGUCAGAACUAAAAGAAAAAAUGGAGGCAAAAUGA
This is a messenger RNA of Paraglomus brasilianum, 693 nucleotides long. NCBI's taxonomy places the organism in Eukaryota, Fungi, Glomeromycota, Glomeromycetes, Paraglomerales, Paraglomeraceae. The record is from the annotation of a GenBank genome assembly.